UAGUAGCUCGUCUUAUUAGCGAGAAAUCAAAUCAGAAUGUUCGCGUCAAAUAAACGUUCCAACUCCCAUCAGCUCUUCGUUUCGUAUGAUACAUUUCGUUUUUACGAAUUGUUCAUUCCUGCAACAUAUUCUCGGACGAAACUAAUUGCAAAACAAUAUAGGCUGGAGACGUGCGGCCGACUCGUGUGCUGCGUGCAGAAGCUGUACAGAAGCGGGAACGCGACAGAAGAGGCUGAGCAACGGAUCAAUCAACGAGGCCGAAGGGGGGCUCAGGCUGGCCCCGAGUUGGAGGGGCCCUCCGGCUCGGAGGAUGGCAUCCUGCCGAUCCCAGUCAGCCCGAGUCCCGCAUCCACGUCCUCGCAAGAAGAUGCUUGCAAGCCACCGCCGCGAAACUGCUAUCGCUUGGUCAUGCUCGGUAGCGCGAGGGUCGGCAAAACUGCCAUUGUAGCACGAUUCUUGUCGAACAAAUUUGAGGAGAGUUACACCCCGACGAUCGAGGACUUCCACCGAAAGCUGUAUAGAAUCAAAGGUGAGGUUCAUCAGCUUGACCUUCUCGACACAAGCGGGAACCAUCCGUUUCCUGCCAUGCGACGAUUAUCCUUCCUAACAGGAGAUCUGUUCGUGGUGGUAUUCAGCUUGGACUGUCGGGAGUCCUUUGAGGAGGCCAUCAGGCUGCGAGAAUCGAUCCUGGAAACUAAAGUGAGCGCGACCCAAAACGCUACGAAAAGCAGAAGCAAGAGUCACUUUAACUUGAAGGUUCCUAUGGUCAUCGUUGGAAACAAAUGUGAUAAGGAAGUUAGAGUAGUCGCAAUUGAGGAGGCGGAGGAGUACUGCAACAGUCAAGACGAUUGUUGCAUUUUCGUCGAGGCGUCCGCGAAGAGGAAUUACCACGUGGAGGAGCUUUUUUACCAGCUGUUUGUGGUGGCUGGCUUGCCACUAGAAAUGGCCCCGAAUCAUCACAGGAAGGUCCCCCUCACUUUCGGUUCACCCACCAUGCUACCACCGUCACAGCCAAGGCACAAAGGCACCUUGAGCAUAAAGCGUCGCCUGAGCGACGCCUGUGGCGUCGUGGCGCCGAACGUGCGCCGGCCGAGCAUCAGGACAGAUCUGAUGAUCAUGAGGACGAAAACGUGUUCGCUGGCCGCCGGGAACGAGAACAAUGUGCCAGGAUCGAGGAUCACACUUCGUACCCACGACGCCAGAAAGACGUGCUCCAUUCAGUGAUAUCUUCCGAAAGUCUUCGCGAACUUCAAUUCGAAACGAUGACUCCGUGCUCGAUUCUCGCGGCGGAUCGCGAUCUCCCGCGGAUACACCCAUGCGAAAUAGAUUAUUCUUUUCGCAUCUCAUGUUCGUUUAACGGAAUAAUGUUUUUAAAUGACAACGUUCGUGCAGUAGAGAUAAUACUCGGCGAAGAAUCGAGGUUCCUCUCCCCAGAGGUACCGUGAGAGCGACAUAAACUGAUAUCGUAUUUUUACGCAAAAGUCGAGGAGCAUCGCGAGUAAACGGGAGUCGCGCGAAAAGGGAGAACACAAGAUAUCGUGAGCGAGAAUCGUCACGGAAACGAGGACGUUUCAAACCGACCACGCUACUCGCCUUGAUCAAUUAAACAAAUAGCUCUAGCAUAACGUCCCGGAAAUAACAAAUAUAUUAUUAAAACAUAAGAUACGAUCCAACGACGGGUCGAUGGCCGUAUUAAAUAAAACGGCGUCGAUCGGAAGACGGAAGAGUUCGACGUAAUUGCGGCUGAAACGAACGGGAGACCGUUCCCGUGAUAACUUCUGGAGCUUUUCGAGCGUUAUCAGAGCAGUCGACCAUUCGCGCCCUUAGGCGAGGCAAUUAAACUUCUUUUUUUCCCCGUUGUAGUUUCGCGGUGAGAAACCUGCUCGACCGAGCGAUGAUUUUAUUUGCAGACGCCGGCAAAUGAUUUGAACAGUUUUUAAUUACAAUUUCACUCGGAAUCGAGGGGAGAUCUUUCGUAGCGUUUGCUGAAAUGGUCGACUGAUCGUGACACUUUGAUUCUACCUUAAGUAUGACUGUCAAGCCGAUGCGAACCAAAUACCGUAUACGUGUAUAUAGCUAAUUUAUUUAUGAAAUAAGAUGGCACAUUGUACCGAGCACGCGUACAUAUGAGCAUUUAAUGCGUUUAUCAAUCAUAGCGAAGCCUCGAAUUAUGUUCGACAUCGUCCGAACUUUGGAAGUCAAGCCUGAAUCUUAUACACUUGGACGAACCACGAAAUCUUUCUUAACAAAUUAUUUCCAAGAGACAAACAGUCGACUUGUUUUCGUAACCUUCCACAUCCGAACUGUAUUCGAUUUAUUCUACUCGGAAUUUCUUUCGCCCUGCGACACCGCAUAUACGCGUACACAUGCUCUACUCGAUAAUUAAACGAUCGUUGCUGUACUAAUCAAAGCGCAUGGAAGCAAAAUAUGUACGAGAGACGUCUUUUCAUAAAACUGACCCCUGAUUUUCGGACCAAAAGAACGUUUCGUUCUCUUGUAAUAAAUGCGUAAACAACAAACCAAUGCGCGUUCUUUUUUUUAAUGUCCGAUGUCCUUUUCAUUAAUAUUAACACCGAGGACAGAUCGCUGGUAAUCUCUCCUCGGUGAUAUUAAAUACAGAUUUUCAUUGACAGUAAAAAGUGAUGAACCGGAUAAUUCUUUUGUCCGGUUUCUUAUGACGAGCAGAACAAUGUAGUUAACGAUUUUAUGAAGAACAAAGGAAUACGCAGGUAUAUUUCUAAUUCAACGCGACACGAAUCGUCGACCUACGCAUUUAUACGGUCAUUUUCGAGCCAACGCCCUGACAACCUAAUGAACAGACAUUUUCGUUCAACUCCCGGUAGAUUAAUUAGACCCAGAAAAGUAAGUUCCCCGUGGAUCUGCCGGGAGCCCUGAAGUGAGGCCAAUUACUCGAUUAAUACGUUAAUUAAUUUCUCGGCAACGCCACUUCCGUAUCCAUUUUUAGUGAGCCGAAUUACAGAUUACGACGAGAUCCAUGUAUACGUUCCAAUCUCAAAACUGGAUAACUCAAACAACUUAACGUUUUUUGGAGUGUUUCAACUUUAUACACUGGACCGUUUUUAUUUUUUUUACAAGUUUUGUCAUGUUAUAACUACGCUACUAACUUGCACACAAACAAUAUAAAUACAUUGUACAUAUUAUUGUACAGAAAACGACGAUGGUUAAAGAGACGCUCGAGGGGUAGCCGACGUCUCAAGUAUCGAGAUCCCGGAGACAAAUCUCAUUAGAAGCAGUUUCGGUAAAGAAAGCACGAGGUGACCACAGAAUUCCAAACGCGUGGAAUGUUUAAUUAAACUCCGUCAAGAACCCGGGGAAUUUCGUACGAGGCGUCACAAGACUCGUGCAUCAUGCAAGUAUCUACGUUAUCGUCGCAGCCGUAAUAUCGAGGGUACAACAGCUUCGCCCGUGAACUGACCUCGUAAUUAAUUCUGAUUUCUCGUUGCUCUACCAUUUUAAUUCAAGGGCUGCUCAUUGAAAAAGAUUUAACGCGUUGUUCCUCUUCUACGUUAUGUUGCUCAUGACGAUCGGCCCGUCGUUCAUCACGGGAAACUAUUUAUAAUUUAAAGAUCGUCCGUAAAUUGGAAAGGUCCACGAGCAAAACUUCAUUACGCGAGAUAUCCGCAGGACAAAUCCUUUUGUUAUCUCAGUUUCAUCGGGAAAUUGAAAUAACGGCGAUGGUUAUGGGAAGCCAAUGCAUUUUCCGAUAUCUCGGAAGGAUUGGUAAGUUGCCCCAUGCGAUGUUUGUGCAGCGCGUAUAAGCAAUCUGCAAAGUAUUUACCAGUAACCAUAGGAUCGUUGAAAAAGAAAGAACGAGGCAGAAAUCACUUUUCGUGGGAUCGCGAGAGGCGAGCGCUCAUGGGAACCCUGGAAAUGAGUUCGCCGAUCUAACCGAAACGGUGGAUUUUAUUUUAACGGGGUGGUUGGCGAAACUCGAGAACAGUCUGUACCUCUAACAAACUUUCGACAUGAGAAUUCCCAGCGGGGAGAUAAAUAGAAGAUAUCUGAAAGUGCGGCAACGAUAACUAUGAACGAACUACGAAAUUUCGCACGAACAGUGGCUGCCACUGGAUCCGCACGAUAAUAAUACGAAUGAAUCAUCGUACUUUCGAUUUACAAAGAAAGAGGCAAUAAUGUUGUUUGUAAUCAUAACUUCGUGACAAUAAAUGUUCGUAGAUAAAAGGUCAA
Molecule: messenger RNA, 4206 nt
Organism: Ceratina calcarata
Lineage: Eukaryota; Metazoa; Arthropoda; Insecta; Hymenoptera; Apidae
Product: dexamethasone-induced Ras-related protein 1
Exons: 6
Coding region: 37-1224 (395 amino acids)
Biological process (GO): signal transduction
Molecular function (GO): GTP binding; G-protein beta-subunit binding; GTPase activity
Source: RefSeq, a predicted model, not a curated record